AUGCCCAACGACAACGACUACAUCCUCACGCUCUCGUGCCCCGACAAGCCGGGCAUCGUCCACGCCGUGACGGCCGUCUUCGCCGGCCACGGGCACAACGUGCUCGACCUCCAGCAGUUCAGCGACCCCGCGUCGCGGCGCUUCUUCAUGCGCGUGCACUUUGGGCCCAAGGCCGGCGCCGUCACGGCCGAGCACCUCGCGCGGCCGUUUGACGAGCUGGCCGCCGCGUACGAGAUGGCCUACGACAUCCGCCCCGUGGCGCAGAAGAUGAAGGUGCUCAUCAUGGUGUCCAAGAUUGGGCACUGCCUCAACGACCUGCUGUUUCGCAUGAAGACGGGGCAGCUGAAGAUGGAGGUGCCCGUCAUCGUCUCCAACCACGCCGACUACGAGCCCCUCGCCGCCUCGUACGGCAUCGAGUUCCACCACCUCCCCGUCACAAAGGACACCAAGGCGCAGCAGGAGGCGCGGGUGCUCGACCUCGUGAGGCGGCACGGCAUCGAGCUCGUCGUGCUCGCGCGCUACAUGCAGGUGCUCUCGCCGACGCUCUGCGAGGCCAUGUCGGGUCGCAUCAUCAACAUCCACCACAGCUUCCUGCCGUCCUUCAAGGGCGCCAAGCCGUACCACCAGGCGUACGAGCGCGGCGUCAAGAUCAUCGGCGCCACGGCGCACUUUGUCACGGCCGACCUGGACGAGGGCCCCAUCAUUGAGCAGCGCGUCGCGCGCGUCGACCACAGCAUGGGGCCGCAGGAGCUGGUGGAGGAGGGGUCCAAUGUCGAGAGCCAGGUGCUGGCCGCGGCGGUGCGGUGGUACGCGGACCGGAGGGUGUUUCUGAACGGCUCCAAGACGGUGGUGUUUGGGUGA
Messenger RNA from Metarhizium brunneum ARSEF 3297, 861 nucleotides. RefSeq names its product Formyltetrahydrofolate deformylase (gene purU). NCBI's taxonomy places the organism in Eukaryota, Fungi, Ascomycota, Sordariomycetes, Hypocreales, Clavicipitaceae. Gene Ontology annotation, molecular function: formyltetrahydrofolate deformylase activity. The record is from RefSeq and is a predicted model, not a curated record. Gene Ontology annotation, biological process: 'de novo' IMP biosynthetic process.